UAUCUCCGCAGAGAACUAGGGACAGCAUCCGAGCUAUUAUCAUCAUAGAACGUACCUGUUUGAAAAGCUAAAACAUUAGUGAUAAUAUUGUUUGAGGUGGUCGUUGCAGUGAUAUGGCUCAGGUUGAUAAUCGUGGCAAAGAUGGUAGAUGGUCUCUUGAGGGAACGACAGCUCUUGUCACUGGUGGAACCAAAGGAAUCGGGUAUGCUAUUGUGGAGGAAUUGGCUGGGCUUGGGGCUACCGUGCACAUAUGCUCUCGGAAUGAAGCUGAUAUUAAUAAGUGUGUGCGCGAGUGGGAGGGGAAGGGCUUCCGGGUCACUGGUUCAGUCUGUGACAUUUCUUCUCGGCCCCAAAGAGAAGAGCUCAUAAAUACAGUUUCUCAUCAAUUUCAUGGCAAACUCAAUAUUCUUAUAAAUAGUGUGGGAACAAGUAUUUAUAAACCAGCCCAAGAGGUGACAGCUCAAGAUUUCUCAUUCAUCAUGACUACCAACUUUGAAUCUGCUUAUCACCUGAGCCAACUUGCACAUCCUCUUUUGAAAGGAUCGGGAGCAGGAAGUAUUGUUUUCCUUUCUUCCAUGGCUGGGUUGUUGUCAGUUGGUGGUUUAUCCGUUUAUGGAGCAAGUAAAGGAGCAAUAAACCAACUUACUAGAAGUUUGGCAUGUGAGUGGGCACGAGACAAUAUCAGGACCAACUGUGUUGUACCUGCGGCCACAAUGACUGCUUUACUGGAGAAUGCACUCAAAGAGAAUCCUAAAGCCAUGGAACUUUCAAAUUCGCGGACUCCUCUUGGACGACCUGCGCAGCCAGAGGAGGUUUCAUCCAUGGUAGCGUUUCUCUGCCUACCUUCAGCCUCUUACAUAACUGGACAGAUAAUCUGCGUUGAUGGAGGGAUGUCUGCAUAUGGAUUGGAUCCCUAGAACAAUUACAGAUAUUCAGAUAUAAUAAAACCAAGUUUUGAAUAAAUUUCCCAACUCCAAUUGUUCCUUCAAUUCGAAUUAUAUGUCUUUUUUAUAUUUGUUUUCUUAUAUCUCAUAAUAUAAGCUUCAACAGAGCUUGUCUUUGGUUUUAUCA
Messenger RNA from Alnus glutinosa, 1071 nucleotides. Its product is annotated as tropinone reductase homolog At5g06060-like. The transcript is spliced from 5 exons. The record is from RefSeq and is a predicted model, not a curated record. Gene Ontology annotation, molecular function: oxidoreductase activity. NCBI's taxonomy places the organism in Eukaryota, Viridiplantae, Streptophyta, Magnoliopsida, Fagales, Betulaceae. Bases 114 to 917 code for a protein of 267 amino acids.